Paramuricea clavata is the source of this 1572-nucleotide messenger RNA. The record is from the annotation of a GenBank genome assembly. NCBI's taxonomy places the organism in Eukaryota, Metazoa, Cnidaria, Anthozoa, Malacalcyonacea, Plexauridae.
AUGACUCGGCGUACUGCAUAUCGCAUGCUGGUCGUGGUCUAUUUCCUAUCAUUUCUGUUAGCAGUCAUACCAAUACUUACCAAUGCAAGGUACAAGUACCACCCUGGGACAAACCACUGUUCACCAUCAUGGUCAAACAGUUGUGCUUAUGCGGCUGCCAUGACAACCAUCGCGUUUGUACUGCCUAUCCUAGGUAUGCUUGUUACUUAUACACGCAUCUUCUUAACACUCAAACGUAAGAGAGUUCAUAUGAGCAAGAGUUCCACAUCCACAAUGAGUUCAACGGAUACGCGAGACGAAGACAGCAAUAGUUUGGGCAAUUUUGAAGAUACUAGUACAGAUCCUUCUGGUGAUGACGACAUAAGACUGGCAGCUCAUAAAAUCUUAGUGGAUGCAAAGAAUGCCAACCUGAAGUAUGAUUUACAACCCGGUGCCUCCCUUGAAAAUUUAGUACAGAAAGAUUCAACAAUACAGCAAACUACAGCAGAAGUGACAGCUCGUAAAACUACUGGACGAUCAAAAGAAAAGUUUGUUAAAAACGCUGUAGGAGUGUGUUCGUCUAGUGACCAUUUAGAAGAGAAAGACUUAACUACAAAGCAUACAACAGCCAAACCGAUAGACUGUAAAAUUUUCGAAGAUUCAAAAGAAAACAUUGUGCAAAAUGGUUCAGAGAUUGGUUCGUCUAGUAAGCAAUUACAGACUUCCUCAUCGGAUGAACAUUUGCCAAAAGUAAACUCGACAGUAAAUGAUACCGAAGAUAAAGGUUUAGGUGAUGACAGCGUAGCUACUGUCGGUGCAUAUCUGGAAAAUCAAGGCGCCUCAAACAUGCACGAUGCGAAUAAGACUGGCAUUACAUGCAUGGAUAUGAUUGGCACAGAGCAGAAAUCCUUGGGACUACAAGUUCGCGAAAAAGAUGAUGCAAGCACAAGCCUAUCAAAUCUGAGUGUAGAUGGUGCGGUUAACAACUUCAGCUUAAAUAUGGCAGAUAAAAAGCUGGACAGCAGAUACGUGGCCGGCAUAGACAAAGUAUAUUCUGUUCCAGAAUGCAGUGUAAAAGGAGCGGUUAUUCCCGGAAUAAAUCCACAAGGAAAAGUUUCUUUGGCAUUACCUACUACUUCUACAGACAACACUUCCGAUGUAUUUGACAGAAAAGGGACCCAAACAGCUAACAACAAACAAGUUUCAUUUCAAAAUCCCACAAACGUUAGUCCGUCGAAAACAGAGGUAAAGGAAGAAGGAAAAAGGUCGUCUAGUAUUUUCCCAGUAUCUCGUUCGCGCAAGGCCAUAAAUGUUUUGGUGAAUCGUAUGAAGAAACAACGUGCCAUUCGACACGAGUACAAGAUCGCACGGACUGGCACGAUACUGCUAGUUUCGUUUCUCGUUCUCUGGAUGCCAUACGUCAUAGCGCACUUGUGUUUUGUCGGAAAUUGUCGGACAAUGACGCUUUAUAACGUAGCAACAUUUUUGGUGUACACAAACGCGUUAGCUAAUCCUAUAAUUUAUGCACUAACUAACAGAGCUGUGAUGCAAGAUAUUCGUAAAUCAAUGGGAAGAUUAUGUGCAUCCAGGUAG